CCCGGUUCUCUGCUGCUGACAGUGCCCAGCCACUGUGCCAUUCUCAGCAGGAACCUGCUCCCUGCGGGAAUGAGGGAGGGAAAUGAGGAAGGUGGAGGAGCCGCAAAUGGUUUUCAAUUAGUGGGUCCUCCUUUGUCGCUGCAAAGAGGGGAUUAGGGGCAGGUCCCGGGGGGAGAUAAAAACUCCUGGAGCGGGAGCUCAAGCAGUGCCCAAAAGGAGGGGGAAGAAGGGGCAGCUUGUUGCCAGUGCCCAGCAUGGCUCGGGGUGUGCUCUGUGCCCUGCUGCUGGCGCUGGGCUGCGCUCUGGGCCGGGCGGGGGAGUAUUGCCACGGCUGGUCGGGAGGUGCCCAGCGCUGGCACCGCGGCUUCCAGUGCCCCGAGCGCUCGGACGGCCCCCUGGCCACGCUGUGCUGCGGCUCCUGCAGCCUCCGCUACUGCUGCUCGGCCCCCGAGAGCCGCCUGGACCAGGGCAGAUGCCCCGGGGAGCCCCUGCCCAGCCCCAGGACCCCUGUGCCAGGUGAGCUUUGCGAGCGUGCAGAGGGAAUGUCGGCUGUGCUUCCUUCUGUGCCGCCUUCCCUUGGUGGCAUCGGCCGGGCCCCUUCUUUUCUUUGUCCCCGCAGCUCCAAGCUGUCACCUCCGCGGCAGAAAGGGUUGGAGCGCUGGCACCCUUCGCUGGGAACAGGGAAUAACUGGGGGGUUCACUCAGAAGGCUUUUCUGUCAGUCCUGCUCCUAGAAAAUCCUCUAAACUACUAACAGAGUACCCUGCGAACACCUCUGGUGUUCAUAUCCCCGUGGAACGUGUUGCUGACCUAUUAUGGGUUGGACUCGAUGAUCUCAGAGUUCUUCUCCAACUUAAAUGCCUCUUUGCGAUUGCAGUGCCCGUGUACCUGCCUUUCCUCCUCGUCGGCUCCGUCUUCGUGGCAUUUGUUGUUGGCGGCGCCUGCGUUGGAAUUUGCUGCUGCAAAUGCUUCAAAUCCCGAGCUGAGGGGCAGCAAAGUGGGCUUGCACCCGGCCAGACUUGGCUACUAGAGCCUGACGUUCCUUCUGGCCUCCCCAGCUCUGCCCUCAGGGGCUCGCUGGGCAGCGCCCCUCCAAGCAGCAUCUGCACGGCUCUGCCUCCACCCCUCCCUGUCCUCGGGCUGGCUCAAAACCCUCGGCUCUUCUCCCCUCCAUGCGCCAGUGCACAGCUCUCACACCCUUCCCGUGCUCUCCACGGGAUCCCAAGGGAUCAGAUUCCAGCACCGUUCCUUAAAAGAACAAUUCAUGGACAUGGUGCUGAGGCAGCUCUUGGAGUGGCACAGGGUAAGCCAGGGAUGUUCUCAGCAGUUCAUGUCUGACUGCCACUCACAGCACCCACCUGCAUCUGCCUCACGGUCAUCAUGACUACUUUGGGACUGAAUUGAGGACUUGGAAAUAUUUGGUGCUACUAGGAAGUGCAUCAAUUUUGGCUUUUUACAGCUCUGAAGGCACCAUUUCAGAACUUAUUUUAGCUUCUUGGCGUUUUUCACUUGUAUUAUUUUAAUGCUGCUGAAAAAGGGAAGAUUCUGAGCCCUGCAUACCUGCUCAGGGAACAACUGGAGCUCCAAAACUGAGUCCCACCCUCCCCUGAUCCUUUCAUGCUCUGGGGGACGUGUCAGAGGACUUGGUUUCAAUUCCUGCAGCUGAGGACAGGGAGGUGCCUUAGUGGAAUUAUUAAUUGUGGACACCCAAGAGCCUGCACAGCACAGGAGGACUGUGCUUAACCUGCACGCUUGGACCAGUCAAUUGAUGGUAAAACACUGCCCGUGGCUGGGCUGCCCCCGCUGGACCCUCAGGCAAACUGUGCUGCUAAAGGAGCAACUUUUAGCCCAAAUUUCACUGAUAUUUACAUUUUGUACAGAUGCUACAUGAAGAUAAUAAAACAGUGUAUGUGUUGAUUCCUCUCUUCCA
Molecule: messenger RNA, 1929 nt
Organism: Pseudopipra pipra
Lineage: Eukaryota; Metazoa; Chordata; Aves; Passeriformes; Pipridae
Product: protein shisa-1-like
Exons: 2
Coding region: 255-1337 (360 amino acids)
Source: RefSeq, a predicted model, not a curated record